AGGCGGCUUUACGUUUCACAGGCCAAUGAGAAAUAAUGUCGGCCUAGAAGGGCGCAGGGAGCUGGAGGUAACCGAGGGGAGAGCGAUCAAGUCCUGGGGAAGUCACUCACGGAGUCACCGUGAAAAACAUCAACAACCGCCGCAUAAUGCCGAAUAAAACUAAAAAAGAGAAGGAGCCAACCAAAUCUGCUAAAAGCAGCUCAAAAAACAGUAACGUUAGUGGGGGAAAGGACACCGGAACCGAAAAUUCAGAUGAGGCCCAGCAGCAGCAGCAGCAGCAGCAGCAGACGGCCAGCAAGCGCCCCAGCAACAGCACCCCGCCUCCCACCCAGCUCAACAAAAUCAAGUACUCCGGGGGGCCCCAGAUCGUCAAGAAGGAGCGCCGCCAGAGCUCCUCACGCUUCAACCUCAGCAAGAACCGUGAGCUGCAGAAGCUGCCCGCGCUCAAAGAUGCCCCGCCCAUCGACAGGGAGGAGCUAUUUGUGCAGAAGCUGCGCCAGUGCUGCGUGCUCUUCGACUUCGUCACCGACCCGCUGAGCGACCUCAAGUACAAGGAGGUGAAGCGCGCCGGCCUCAACGAGAUGGUGGAGUACAUCACGCACAACCGCGACGUGGUCACCGAGUCCAUCUACCCCGAGGCCGUCAUCAUGUUUUCGGUGAAUCUCUUUCGGACCCUGCCUCCAUCCUCCAACCCAACGGGGGCGGAGUUUGAUCCUGAGGAGGACGAGCCAACCCUAGAAGCAGCCUGGCCACACUUGCAGCUGGUGUACGAGUUCUUCUUACGAUUCCUGGAGUCGCCCGACUUCCAGCCAAACAUCGCCAAAAAAUACAUCGACCAAAAGUUUGUAUUAUCUCUCCUGGAGCUGUUUGACAGCGAAGACCCCCGGGAGAGAGAUUUCCUCAAGACCAUCCUCCACAGGAUCUACGGCAAGUUCCUGGGCCUGAGAGCUUACAUCAGGCGACAGAUCAACAAUAUCUUCUACAGGUUUAUAUAUGAAACUGAGCACCACAAUGGAAUUGCAGAGCUUUUAGAAAUCUUAGGAAGCAUAAUCAACGGCUUCGCUCUACCGCUGAAGGAAGAGCAUAAAAUGUUCCUGAUCAGAGUGCUGCUGCCACUCCACAAAGUGAAGUCCCUCAGCGUGUACCACCCACAGCUGGCCUACUGCGUGGUGCAGUUCUUGGAGAAAGACAGCAGCCUAACGGAGCCUGUGAUCAUGGGACUGCUGAAGUUCUGGCCCAAGACCCACAGCCCCAAAGAGGUGAUGUUCCUGAACGAGCUGGAGGAGAUCCUGGACGUCAUCGAGCCCUCCGAGUUCGUCAAGGUCAUGGAGCCGCUCUUCCGCCAGCUGGCCAAGUGUGUGUCCAGUCCACACUUCCAGGUGGCGGAGAGGGCCCUGUACUAUUGGAACAACGAGUACAUUAUGAGUCUGAUCAGCGACAAUGCGGCCAGGAUCCUCCCCAUCAUGUUCCCGGCGCUCUACAAGAACUCCAAAAGCCACUGGAACAAGACAAUACAUGGCCUGAUCUACAACGCCCUGAAGCUCUUCAUGGAGAUGAACCAGAAGUUGUUUGAUGACUGCACCCAGCAGUACAAGGCAGAGAAGCAGAAGGAGAAGUACAAGCUGAAGGAGCGGGAAGAGAUCUGGCACAAGAUCGAGGAGCUGGCGAGGCAGAACCCCCAGAUUACAAAGGUCUACCCUCACCUCCGGCCCGGAGCUCACCCACAGGAAGAGUACAUGAUGUACAACGAGACCCCAGCGGGGAUGCCGCUGUACUCCAUGGAAACGGAGACGCCCACUGCUGAGGACAUCCAGCUGCUGAAGAAGACUGUGGAGACAGAAGCCUCCCAGGGCUUGAAGGAGCUGAAGAAGGACAAGGUGUUGAUGAGGCGGAAGUCGGAGCUGCCGCAGGAUGUGUACACUAUAAAAGCCCUGGAAGCACACAAGCGGGCCGAGGAGUACCUGACGGCCAACCAGGAAGCACUCUGACCGGAGAGCAGUGCCACCCUCCACGCCCAGCUUACCCGCCUCUUCCCGUCCUAAAGUUGCCUGCUGUACAACCCUCCCAAUCUCC
This is a messenger RNA of Megalops cyprinoides (Indo-Pacific tarpon), 2073 nucleotides long. RefSeq names its product protein phosphatase 2, regulatory subunit B', delta (gene ppp2r5d). Bases 147 to 1988 code for a protein of 613 amino acids. The record is from RefSeq and is a predicted model, not a curated record. Gene Ontology annotation, molecular function: protein phosphatase activator activity. Gene Ontology annotation, biological process: protein dephosphorylation; signal transduction. The transcript has 17 exons. NCBI's taxonomy places the organism in Eukaryota, Metazoa, Chordata, Actinopteri, Elopiformes, Megalopidae. Gene Ontology annotation, cellular component: nucleus; protein phosphatase type 2A complex; cytosol.